AUGCUUCGGGCCGAUAACAGCGGGCCUCAGUCUCUAGGUUUGGUCAUCGACAUCGAGAACCGCCUCUGCUCGAGGGGCGCUGUCAAUGCGGAGAGUCGGUGGACCAUCGACAGGGUCCCUGACAACUUGCGUAAAGUCCACAGCAGCGCAUUCGAUCCCGAAAUGAUAGGCAUCGGUCCCUUCCAUGGUGAGUCUCGACUGCAGGUCAUGCAAGGGCACAAGCUGCGGUUUCUAAACCGCCUUCUGGAAGGGAAUUUGGCGCGGCGGGGGAGCGGCGGAGAUGUGUCGAGGACGACCGAGGGGGAGAGAGCGUCCGAUGACCGUGAAUGUAAAGAAGACAACGAUGGCGAUCGGAUUGCGAAAGCUGAGCUUUUGGAUGACAUUAUGGAAGCCAUGCGGAUCUUGAAGGACAAAACGAGGGCCUGUUAUCAGGUGACUCCUGAGAUCGACGAAGACUACCUGAGAAGCGACUACUUUGUGGAGAAGACGGUGGUCGAUGGUUGCUUUGUGGUCGAACUGUUGCGCCUUUACCAUGAUCGGUUUUGCUUGCAGCCCGAUGCGGUGGCAAUUCAGGACGAUCCAAUCUUCACCAAUCCCCGGAUUCUGACAACCCUUCGACGCGACCUCCUAUUGCUUGAGAACCAACUACCUUUCUUCGUUCUCGAUAAACUGUACGAGCUGAUCAACAAAAGCAACAACAUUGAUCAUCAACAAGCUGUGCGGCUGGAAGUACUCGCCGUCACAUUCUUCAACCCACUGUUACUGGGACAUGAUGCUGCCUCUAAGUUGGACAACGAAAAACCCAAGCCUCAUCAUCUGCUCCAGGUUUUCCGAUCUACUUUCCUCAAAUCGGAGAGUGAGAAAGCCCACAAGAAGGGAUCGAAUUGGGUCAAGUCCCGGUCAAAUCCCAAGGGCAGUAUCAUGGGCAUCGACCUACACUUCGCAUCGGAGUUGGAAGAGGCUGGUGUGCGAUUUGAAAAGAGGAGGGGCCACGGCUUACUGGACAUCCAGUUCCGUCACCACACUCUACGGGUCCCUCCGUUGCCCAUCAACGAACACGCCAUCUCUCUCCUUUUGAACUGUGUGGCAUACGAACUGAACGUCGACCAGCCUGAGCCCAUCUUCGCGAAUUACUUAAUGUUCUGGAACAGUUUGGUCAAUAGCCCCGGGGACGUUCAGAUUCUCCACAAUCACGGGAUCAUCAAUAACACGUUGGGAAGCAAUGUGGACGUGGCGAAUCUGUUGGUAAGGUGUAGAGAGGUCAUUUACGAUCGCGAUCUGGGCUACUUGCACGAUGAAAUCAAGAAUGUGAAUGACUAUUGCGAGCGUUACUACGAAAGCAAGUGCCGGGUCUGGUGGAGAAGCCUCAUCCGCGAACGUUUCAGCAGUCCGUGGACAUGCCUCUCUCUCUUUGCCGCCAUUAUCCUCUUGCUGCUUACCUUCCUCCAGACGAUUUACACCGUUUACCCUUACUAUCGGCCGAAUUAAGCUUUGUGCCUGUCAUUCUAUGACAACAUGUGUUAUUAGCUCUGGCUUUUUGGCAUUUGAUGUCCUGUA
Messenger RNA from Rhodamnia argentea, 1557 nucleotides. RefSeq names its product UPF0481 protein At3g47200-like. The coding region runs from base 1 to 1488 and encodes 495 amino acids. The transcript is spliced from 2 exons. Lineage: Eukaryota; Viridiplantae; Streptophyta; Magnoliopsida; Myrtales; Myrtaceae. The record is from RefSeq and is a predicted model, not a curated record.